AUGUGGAUCUCUUUCGUACUACUUUUUGGACUCGUUUUGCGUCGUUCGAACUGCGAAUACGAUCGUAACAAUGCUGCAACAGGUAUUAAAUUAUCUACCAACGACGAACUAUCUGUCUCAGCGUCCAAUGCCUUCUUGAAUUUUGGCGUUGUAAUUAAUCCGUUCAACAGUUCGACAAAAGAUGUACGCAAACAUUGCAAUGUAGGAUACGUGUCAACUGAUUAUUUUGUUCAUAGUAUUGGUGUCAUCGGUGCAGCUAAUAAUGGCACUCAUCGUGAGAUGUUUAUGUUCGCUUUUGCAGGUGAAAUUACAACAAAAUCGACACUAUUCAUUUGUCUUGUUACUGUUUCACGAUCGACAUGUAACGCACAGCAUCAAAUGACAGUUUUACACAGCGCAGAUAAACCUCAAAAUUAUUUUCUGAUCGGUAUCGAUUCUCGUGCCACUUUUGUCUAUGGUUUUACUAGCACUAUGGCAUUCAAACUCGAGAUCGCCACUAAUCAAAUUGUUCAGAAUCUAACAUUAGAAACACUCUGGCCAUCGAUCAUCUUUCUUCCUCAUGCAUUCAGUUUAAGUGAUCACUGGGCGGUAGUGGUCGGAUAUGGUUUUAAUCGUAGCGAGAAAAAGAAUUAUGCCAUUAUGGAAUGUCUUAUUGAUCUAAUUUCAUUAAUAAAUUACUCGUGUGAAACGCUUAUUGUUGAAAGUACGUAUUUAGUACCAUCAAAUCUUCUCUCGUACAACGAACUCUAUGAAGUAUCAGUAGCUAUUCGAGAUGAAAACGUACUCGUCGGCAUUCAUCGUCUUAAUACAAUUGUAAUACUGAAAAAGAAUCAAACUUCAUUGACUAAAAUACAUGUAUACACUGUGACUUCGUCGAGCAUGACUUCAUUCGGACGUUUAGUAGGAUGGGUAGACGAACAAACUAUAGCCGUCGUAGCUUAUCAUAGUUUGUACUCAUCGUGGUCGCAAUCACAGAUAUUUUUCUAUGAUAAAAAUUCUGUGUCAUCCACUUCUCCACUCUAUACAUUUCCGAAUAAUCAACAAACAAUCGGCAAUCAAUUAUUUCAACCACAUUUUGUUCGUUUGGUCAUUACUAGUAAUGGCAAUUUAGCUCUGUUAACUGAUUAUAACCUUGUUAUAAUUGUUCCCGCAUCUCCUAUCAAUUAUGCUUCAAUGUGGGUCGAACCGUCAGCUACAGCAUUCGUAUUCUAUUAUUCACCUAUGCCUUGUAUUGGUGGUACUUUCAGCCAUGAAUUCGGUCUAGGUCCAUGUACAAUCUGUUUGCCUGGAACUCGAAAUCCAGGUAUAGCACGUUCUGAUGGGACUUCAUGUAUUUCUUGUUCUCGAAAUAAUUCGAACUCGUACUGUCCUCUUGCAGCACUCGUCGAAUUUGACUUGAACACGAUGACUUCCUAUAGUCAAGUAACGGCUUAUCCAGUAUCAGCUGACACAACUAAUUUCGAUGAUAUUCUUUUGGAGAAUAUGUUUGAAACAGACUCGAACUUUUCAUGUAUGAUUAUUUCGCCUUUUUUUUGGACAUUAAUUGCAGGUGCUUUUGCUUUUUCUGUCUGGAUAAUGAUGGCAGUAAUAAAGCUAGGCAAAUGGCAACAGUAUAAGCGUUAUCGAACACGGGUAAAAACAAUUUUUAUGCAUACAGAUCUCAUUCGUGAAGGACAACGUUGGGUUGGUGGAUUAGCUACUAUCUCUAUUAUUGUUCUCGUUUCGUUUGCCUAUUGGUUUUCUGCAUCGUUUCUCAAGCGUUAUCCAAUUGAAGAAGUUUCUGAGCCAGCAAAUUUUGCUUGCGAUUCAACAUUGAUUAAUGCAAAAUUCGCCACAGGUCUCGAUCUACUUGCAAUACCACAAUCGAUCGAUGCUCAGCGAAUGUUUAAUCUUCUCGAUAAUCAAAUUUUUAACAUAACAGUUGAAUUCAUCAAUACUGGCUUUACUUGUGACAGUAUUAGUGUCCAAGAAAAUUUAAUUGGAACACAAUAUGCUAACUUAAUAUUGUCAUGUGAACGUUCGAAAUGGAAUGCUGUAACGUCAGUAACUUUCACUCUACCCGAUCAUUACUCGUCUGUACAACUCAAUAUGACAGGUCCUCAUUGGGCGAGUGCUGUUCGUAUAUGUCUUCGUGGUGAGAGCCAAACAAUAAUGAACACUAUGUUACACGCAUUAGAUUUCUGUCAAUUGUUUUCAGCACCGAAUCAAACAUUGGGUCAUGCAUCUACAAUUCCAUUUAUAAUGACGAAAAUUAUCAAUAUAACAAAAAGUAUGGAAAAAAACCGUCCGAUCACUUAUUCUGGUUUGUGGCUAUCAUCGGUUCAUGGUGCAUCAUUAUUUAAUGAGGCAUUCUAUACUGAGUUCGGCAAUUAUUUACGCUAUACAUUUGCAUUGACUACUAUUCAAAUUACGUUUGACGAACGUUCGUUCUAUAUUAAAAAUAUUCAAGAACCCAUCGUACGAACACGGCAAACUGUCUUUCAAGCGUUGUUAUUCACUUCAUUGGUUAUUGAAUUAUUUGGCUUUUCAUUUCUCUUAGCUAAACUUUUCGUUUUGCCAAUUAUACGACGAAUGUUAGCUAUAUGUCAUAAAUAUCGUGAUCGAGCUCAACAUACACUAUCAUCCCAAAGUGCUAAUAUGAGUUCUAUUUAUAUUAAUCUGGAAGUUGAAAGAUGGCCUGCAGUCGAAUGUCUACCAUCGAAUCAAUUUCAACCAAAUGAUAUUGACGAUAUUGAAAUCGAUUGCAUAUCACAUGAACUAAGACGACAUAUAUACCUCCCUAACUAUCCAUGCAAAUAUCUUUGGACUCGACAAACAGCUGAACCACGGCUAAUAUGCUUAGAAAAAUCAAAGGAUGAAUCCGGCCACCGCCUUGAAAACUCAAAUUCUCAACUGCAUUAA
Molecule: messenger RNA, 2901 nt
Organism: Adineta steineri
Lineage: Eukaryota; Metazoa; Rotifera; Eurotatoria; Adinetida; Adinetidae
Source: the annotation of a GenBank genome assembly